AUGGAUUGGGUGUCAUUCUUUUUGGUCACUACACUAACUUUUGCACAUGGAGACAUACUGAUCGACUUUAUGUCGAGAAACCCUAUGUAUGACGACAGGUCUACCCUCUCAACAAAUAUAAUAUCAACACAAAAAUACAGAAGUUCUCGACAAUGCGCAUCUUAUUGCACGAGGGCCCCUCAGUGUAAAUCUAUAUUGUUUAACUCAGAAACAAGAUUCUGUCAAAUAUUGUUGGUUCAACUGGACUUGGUUGCAGAUAUUGGACCACAAAGUACAAAAGGCUGGCGAUAUUACCUUAGAAAAACAGGUACUCAAGAUUUGACAACCAGUUCCGAAGCUUUAACAACAAUACUCUUUGGCGCCCAGACAAGUAAAGAUAUGACUACAAGCACACACGCAAAUCAAGAUUUGACAACCAGUUCUGAAGCUUUAACAACAAUACUCUUUGAUUGCGACAUAUGGCACAAAUUUAAUGAUCAUUGGUACAAAUGGGACAACACGCAUAGAAACUUCUCCUCUUCACAGGCAUUCUGUUCUUCAUUGUCUCCAACAUCUUACGUCACAGAAGUUACCUCUCAAGCAGAAAACGACUGGCUGAUUACAUUCACUGUUGAUCACUGUGGUGCUGCAAAUGAAUAUUGGCUGAACGCAUAUGACACAGAUAACUCUGUGUCAUUUAACUGGUUGAAAAGUGGAGAAACGACAAGCUUUACUAACUGGUAUACUGGUG
This is a messenger RNA of Saccostrea cuccullata (small rock oyster), 730 nucleotides long. RefSeq lists its product as uncharacterized. The transcript has 7 exons. The record is from RefSeq and is a predicted model, not a curated record. The annotation marks the transcript as partial. Lineage: Eukaryota; Metazoa; Mollusca; Bivalvia; Ostreida; Ostreidae.